AUGGCGAUCGCCGACGUCGCACCAUCGCCGGAUGUGGUAGAGGGUAGAAGGCUAGCAAUGGAAGUCUUGUUCGGAGAAAGUCCUAUUUCUGGUGGCAAGGAAGAGGAUAUGGCGAUGCAAAGCGACGACGGGUCAGGUAUCGUCGGAGAUCAAACUGUGGAAGAAGGCGUAGUAGGCGACGCUUGUGACAAUUCUGACGAAGGUGAAGGUGAAGUUUUCCACAUUCAUGUUGCUGAUGUGUUCGUUACGUACUUGUUUCGGAUUGGUAUUGUUACGUACUUGUUUAGGAAUAAUGGUAGUCCUUACAUUGAUCAGGUGUAUAAAGUUGUCCCGGACGACAAAUCGACAUGGCAGCAUUUGAAAUUUGAAAAUAGGGAAGCAUUUGUCAAGUUCUACAAAGACUUCGCACACUAGAGGGGUUUUGGAGUAAGACUUAUUGGAGAACAGACUCAAAAAUCCAAAUAUCUUAAGGAACGGAAGGUGUUUUACUUUGGAGCACGGUGCAACAAAGAAGGUUUCAAAACAGGGAGCACGCUGGAUCCAAAGAAUGUUGGUGUUGUGGUAGACACAGAACCUACUAAGAAGAGGAAGAGGGGAGAGACUC
Linum tenue is the source of this 604-nucleotide messenger RNA. The record is from the annotation of a GenBank genome assembly. NCBI's taxonomy places the organism in Eukaryota, Viridiplantae, Streptophyta, Magnoliopsida, Malpighiales, Linaceae.